This is a messenger RNA of Acipenser ruthenus (sterlet), 1962 nucleotides long. Its product is annotated as gastricsin-like. Gene Ontology annotation, biological process: proteolysis. Bases 1 to 1155 code for a protein of 384 amino acids. The transcript is spliced from 10 exons. Gene Ontology annotation, molecular function: aspartic-type endopeptidase activity. NCBI's taxonomy places the organism in Eukaryota, Metazoa, Chordata, Actinopteri, Acipenseriformes, Acipenseridae. The record is from RefSeq and is a predicted model, not a curated record.
AUGAUGAAAGUGCUGGUUCCUAUCCUGGCUUUCCUGGCUAUCACAGAUGGACUCAUUCGGGUUCCUCUCAUGAAGUUUAAGUCCCUCUAUGAGCAGCUCCUUGAGGAGGGACAGCUGAAGAACUUCCUUACGAAUCAGCAGCUGAACUCUGAUGGCUCCUACAAUGAACCACUCCUGAACUACAAGGAUAUGGCCUACUUUGGACAAAUCAGCGUCGGAACCCCACCUCAAAGCUUCUAUGUCCAUUUUGACACCGGCUCCACUCACUUAUGGAUUAACUCUGUCUACUGCAAGAGCGAGGCCUGCACCAUGCAUCAUCUGUUCAACCCUGAGGCAUCCUCCACCUAUUACAGCAAUGGGCAACCCUUUUCGGUGCAUUACGGCACUGGGAGCCUCACUGGGGUAAUUGGGUAUGACACUGUCUCUCUCCAAGGCCUUAAGGUCACAAACCAGGAGAUCGGGCUGAGCACCAACGAACCUGGGAACAACUUUGCAAGACCACUGCAUGAUGGGAUCAUGGGAAUGGGUUUCAAGCAGCCAGGGGGAAUGACCCCUAUUGUGGACACAAUGAUACAGGAAAACCUGUUGGAAGAACCCAUCUUUGCUUUCUACCUGACCAAUUCUCCAGGACAUGGAAGUGAGGUAGUGUUUGGAGGAGUAGAUCCUACACACUACACUGGUGAAAUCCACUGGGUUCCAGUCGCACCUGGAAGCCACUGGCAGCUUGUUAUGGAAAGUUUUGAGAUCGACCAUCAGGAGACUGGCUGGUGCAGUGACGGAUGCUCAGCUAUCGUGGACACUGGUACCUCUCUCCUUACCUGCCCCCCACAAUUUGUCAACGAGCUAUACCAGAAAAUUGGAGCUCAGGCCAACGAAUAUGGAGAUUACGUUGUAGACUGUAACAACCUGAACAACCUGCCCACUCUGACCUUUAUUAUGAAUGGAGCACAUUUGCAUUUGGAGCCCUCUUUCUAUACCUUGGAGAACGCAAAAUCAAAUGGCCAAAAGUACUGCAGGUUGGGCAUUGAAGGUUCCCAUGAGGAAUAUCGAGAUGGACAACCCUUCUGGACUUUGGGAGAUAUCUUCAUUAGGCAGUUUUACACUGUCUUCGACCAAGGGAACACCCAAGUCGGAUUUGCUAAGGUGGCCUCAUAACACUGCUCCAGCUGCCUGGCAAAAUGCAUGUUGUAGUUCCUAAGUAGAGAGCCUCUUUCAUACUAGCUUUAAUAAAGUAACAAACUACUAUUUUGAUUGAUCAUCGUAGAAUAGAGGAGAUUAAAAUAUAUAAAUGAAUACAAAAGUAGACUGCAGUGAGGGUUGUCUCUGUAUCAAACCAAAGUCGUCAAUUCAAGUCAAGUCAACUGUCCACAUCCUUGUAUCUUAAUAAUGAAAGCCUGGGCUCCCGAGUGGCGCAUCCAGUAAAGGCACUCCGCGUGGAGUGCAGGAUGCGCUCUAUAGUUUGGGCUUCGCGAGUUCGAGUCCAGGCUAUUCCACAGCCGACCGUGGACGGGAGCUCCCAGGUGGCAGCGCACAAUUGGCCAAGCAUUGCCCGGGAGAAGGGAGGGUUAUGUCGGCCAGGGUGUCCUCAGCUCACCACGCACCAGCGACCCCUGUAGUCUGGCUGGGCGCCUGCGGGCUUGCCUGUAAACUGCCCGGUAACUGUAUUGUCCUCCGAUGCUGUAGCUCUUGGGUGGCUGCAUGGUGAGUCCGCAGUGUGAAAAAAAAGUAGUCGGCUGACAGCACACACUUCGGAGGUGUGUGUUCGUCUUCGCCCUCCCGAGUCAGCGUAGUGGUGAGCUGAGCUUAAAAAAUAAUUGCCCAUUAUAAAUUGGGAGAAAAUAAUAAAAAAUAAUUGGCAACGACUAAAUUUAUAAAAAAAAAUAAAAAAAAAAAAUAAUGAAAGCCUGUUGUCUCUUGAGACAAAUGUAGCCAUAUUCAGCAAUUUAUUAUUAUUGAAUUAAA